UCGUCGAAUCGACUCACUCUCCUAACCUCAAAGGGAAUCUGAGAAACAAGUAGAUCAAGGAUUCCCAUGUUGCCUAUGGUGUCUUGCGAAUUCCUAGGAAUGUUAGGAAUGGGAGAACCAGUAAUCCCAGUAAUCCCAGGAAUAGGAGGUAAGGAGAUUAGUUGGUUAGGAGGGAAUCCCAGCAAUAUUAGCAAUGAGGUGAUGAGAUUAGGUUUGUUUUGGUUAGGGAUUAGAGGAAUGGGAGAGGUAAGCCAAGUAAGGUAAGGAGUUUUUGUUUGUAGAAAGUUCCAUUUCAAUCUGCCUAUCUGUUUGAAUCAGUUUAUCCCAAGGAAGUGUUUUACUCUUUAAAUUGGUAGUUGGUUAAGGAAUCCCAGGUUAGGAAA
This is a messenger RNA of Arabidopsis thaliana (thale cress), 383 nucleotides long. RefSeq lists its product as uncharacterized. Lineage: Eukaryota; Viridiplantae; Streptophyta; Magnoliopsida; Brassicales; Brassicaceae. The transcript has a single exon. The record is from RefSeq and is marked reviewed. Bases 67 to 264 code for a protein of 65 amino acids.